AUGUCUAAACCUUUAACUUAAACAUUAAUUGCUUAAAAAGCUAAGACAGAAGCUUUGUACAGCAUUAAAUCAUUGAAUUUAUGGGGCAAUGAUCUUGAUGAUAUCUCCAUUAUUGAAAGACUCACUAAUGUUGAAGUUCUUCCCUUGUCAUUAAUAGGAUUACUGCUCUUGCUGAUAUUGCAAAAUGCAAGAAUAUAAAAGAACUGUAUUUGAGAAAAAACAAUAUUUCAAGUAUCACAGAAUUGCAAUUCCUAUAACAAUUACUUAUAAUUAAAAGUCUUAUGGCUUCAAGGUAUAAUUUAAUCAUAUAUUUAUAGAAAAUUCAAUUGCUGAUCAUCCUAAUUUUAGAGAUGCUGUAAUUUGUAAUUCUUCAACACUUGAAAAAUUGGAUGAUGUUGUUUUUAGUCAACAAGAUAGAGCAAAUGCUUAAUAAGAAAUAACAUAUUGA
Molecule: messenger RNA, 448 nt
Organism: Paramecium pentaurelia
Lineage: Eukaryota; Ciliophora; Oligohymenophorea; Peniculida; Parameciidae
Source: the annotation of a GenBank genome assembly